Messenger RNA from Haliotis rufescens (red abalone), 996 nucleotides. Its product is annotated as alpha-latrocrustotoxin-Lt1a-like. The record is from RefSeq and is a predicted model, not a curated record. Gene Ontology annotation, molecular function: protein binding. Bases 1 to 996 code for a protein of 331 amino acids. The transcript is spliced from 3 exons. Lineage: Eukaryota; Metazoa; Mollusca; Gastropoda; Lepetellida; Haliotidae.
AUGCCAAGGCUGAGCCGCGCCAAUCGCCACAUCGCCAUAGGUCUCCUGGAAGCAGAACAAUCUGAACUUACAGUUGCCCGUCGAAUGAAUGUUCAUCAAAGCACGAUUUCUCAUCUCUGGGAGAGAUAUCGGCAGCAGAACUCGGUGGAAGAUGGACCUAGAAGUGGACGUCCUAUAGUCACCACUGCGGCGCAAGAUAGGUCAAUGGACAACCAAGUUCACGAUGCAUGCUGGGAGGGGAACCUGAACAUGGUGAAACGUAUCUUGUCUGAGGGGCAGCUGGAUGUCAACAGCAGGGACAGACGGGCAAGGACACCAGUGAUGGCGGCAGCAUGCGCAGGACAUGGGGGCGUGGUAAACCUUCUCAUAAAUAAAGGAAGUAAUGUGUCACUUGUUGAUGAUCACGAUCGACAAGGUAACAACAUCCUACAUUACACCUGUGCUGGGGGUCAUGUUGAGAUGGUAAAAUAUGUCCUCUCGCUGAACAAGGUAGACAUCAACAGUAGAGGACAUCACAGAUGGACAUCAGUGAUGGUGGCAGCAAGACUGGGAAACAGAGAAAUGUUUGACUUACUUAUAAGUAAAGGGUGUGAUGUGUCAAAUGGCUAUGGAUGUACCAACAUCCUUCAUGCGGCUUGUAUUGGGGGACAUUUGGAGAUAGUUAAAUAUGUUAUCUCUCUUGACCUUGUGGACAUCAACAGCAGAAAAGGGUUUGGGAAGACACCACUGAUGGUGUCAGCCCUGAGGGGAGACAAAGAUGUGUUUGAUUUCGUUCUGAGCAAAGGGGGUAAUAUGUCAAUGGUGACAAAACGAGGCAUGAACAUCCUUCACUUGGUCUGUCAGAAGGGAAAUCUAGACAUGGUGAAAUUCAUUCUUUCAAAGGACCUUCUGGAAAUUAACGUCAGGACCAACGAAGGCGUCACAGCCACGUUGAUAGCAAAACGAAAAAAGAACAUUGAACUGUAUGACUUUCUCGUAUCGAAUGGAGGCCAAUAG